CAAUCGCAAUCAUCAAUCAGUAGGUAUACAGGCAUCCGAUCGAAUCGCUGCCGACCAGCGCGAUGGCUGCUGCUGCUUCCGGGCAACAGCAUCAUGCAGCGGCAGGAGGACCGUCACGACCGCCAUUGUUCCAAUUCCAGGGGCAGCAGCAGCAGCAGCAUGGCCCGCCAAAUGCCUCCGUCUACAGCGACGACGGCCAGCAGAGCGGCGACGAUGACGACGACGACGACGACAAUAACCACGCUAAUGACCAGGUGCUUCCUAAUGGCAAGCGAAAGAGACCGCUUUCUGUCUCGUGUGAAACUUGCAAAACUCGAAAGGUAAAAUGCGACCGCGGUCAACCAGCCUGCGGGUGGUGUAGUAGAAAUACAGUCGUGUGCGAGUACAAAGAACGAAAGAAGCCCGGCCUCAGAGCAGGCUAUGGCCGCGAGUUAGAGCAACGUCUCGACAAUCUCGAAGCAGAACUCAAAAGACACGCCGACAUCUUAGCGGCACACGGACUCGACCUCAACACGAGCCCGGGGAGUGUCAACAGUCGUGCUACCCUCAGCAUCAAUGCCAACAACAGAAAUAACCAUGCGCCAUCAGGCCAUCGGAGCACACCAAGCCUGCCGAGCAACGGCCACGGCACACCGCGCGAUACAGGACCCCCUCCGGUCUUCGCUCACGCCGGCCCAGAUUCGGCUGAGAGGGCUCUCUUCAUGCACAAACCCCCGACUUCAGCCGAUUUUGGUCUGGGCCCGCACACUCCAGCCGUCAUCCAUGACAACUUCCAGCACGUGGCGACUCCUCAGCCUCGUAUGCAGCCGGCCAUGACCCCUAGUUCGGCCGUUCAAGAGUACUAUGGUGCCCCCCGAGCCGUCUCCCAUCAGAUAGCGGGUCCGUCGCUCACAGCAGCCGUUUUGCCGGUCACCCAAGGGCAAGGAGGCGCUGAACAGGAGCUUCCGCCGUAUGGCGUUUGUUACGCUCUCAUGGAGCUAUACUUCAAGCACAUCCACCCAUGGUGUCCGAUCCUGAACCGUGAGACCACAAAAGAUCUGUUUUUUGGAGAGAGAAUCCCGAACGAGGAAGAAAAGAUCCUGCUGCAUGCCAUUGUUGCUACAGCCAUGAGAUUUGCAACUGACAAGAUGCUACCCAAGGAGAGUCGGCAGCGUUUCUACACGGCCUCGAAGCAGCGUGUUUUACUCUAUGGAAUGGAACAUUCGUCCGUCAUGUCGCUGCAAGCCCUGGUGAUACUUGCGCUGGAUCUAUGCGGUAGUAGCAACGGGCCCCCAGGAUGGAACAUCAUGGCUCUCAUCACUCGAGGGGUGGUGCAGCUUGGCUUGGCCGUCGAGACGAACUCCAUGACAGUUUGUCCAAGCUAUCCCUCAAUCUACACUCUUCGCGCUAUGGUCCUUCCAGAACCUCGCGACUUCACCGAGGAGGAGACCCGCAGAAGGUUAUUCUGGAUGGUAUAUGUGCUCGAUCGCUACGCUACCAUUUCCACGGCGUUCGACUUUGCGCUUGAUGACAAGGAAAUUGACCGGACCCUUCCAUGCCGCGACGAACUGUGGAUUAAGAAUCAGAAAGUUGAGACUAGAUGGUUCCACGCCGCUGACGAUGAUAGCCGACUCAACAGCAACAGCUCCGCCGACUACCAAGUCAACAAGCCCGAGAAUCUUGGUGCCUUCAGCUACUAUAUCGAAAUCCUGGGCAUUCUCUCCAAGAUCCACAAGUUCCUCAAGCAGCCCGUCGACAUCUCGUCUCUCACCGAUGUUGAAAAUUGGCAGCACCGCUAUCGAGAAUUGGAUACAAUGCUCAAAGUGUGGAAAUUCGAACUCCCCGAUGACUACAGCAACAUGGCCAAGAUCUAUGAGCACCCCAGGGUUGCCCGUACUCUAAGCUGCGCCUGGAUCAUGCUCCAUGCGACCUACCACACCGCCGUCAUUCGUCUGCACUCGUCAGCCGCAUACCCCACCGUCCGUUCACCCAUCUUCUCUCCUUCCUACAUGGCCUCUCAAACCUGCCGCGACACAGUCAAUAAUAUCCUUGCCCUGGGUAAAUUCGUCGUUGAAUACAACUUGCUCUCCACACUCGGUCCUCCCUUUGCGUUCACGCUCUGGGUCGCUGCCCGAGUCCUACUGGUCCACGGCAGCACUGUUGAGCGCAGUCUCAACCCGGAUAUCCAGUUCUUUGUUGACACCCUGCGCGAAAUGGGCAAAUACUGGCCCGUAGCCACGCGCUACUCCAAUCUCCUGACGCGCGUGGUAGACGAAUACAAGGCCAGCGUGAGUGAGGGCGACGAGGUGACGCCCAGUAGCGUGCGGAUUCUGGCGGACAUGCGACGGACCGCAUUCGACUUGGAUCUGUUGAUUAGUCGCCAGCCUAGGCAUGGCUCGCGGCAACACGGAGUUUUGACGGGUACCGCGGCCGGAAACAGUGUGAUGAGCGCAGGCGUCAUGAUGCCUGUCAACAAUAACAGUAACGGGCACUUUGCUAUGGGAGCAGAAGGAGGAACAGGAGGAGGAGGGGGAGCCAACGAUCUGGAAUAUCUCGAUGUUUUUGACUUUUUCAACAUGCCCAGGUUUCCUCUCAAGCAGCAGCCAGGCCAAGGCGUGGGCGGCGAUGUCAUGCAUGGCUCGGCAAUGGGAGGAGGAGGAUCGGCACAGGGAGUGGGGCAGUUCAAUAUCAUGGACUUUAUGGUGUAUCCUGAGCGCGAUUGGCUCGAGAAUCCUCGCGGUCCUUCUUGGGUCGAUGCUACAGGAGGAAGGCCUGAGCAAGGGACUGGUGCUAGUGGCCCUAAGACAAGAACUGGGACUGGAAGCGCGGAAGGCGCUGGGGCUACUCUUUAG
Molecule: messenger RNA, 2831 nt
Organism: Neurospora tetrasperma FGSC 2508
Lineage: Eukaryota; Fungi; Ascomycota; Sordariomycetes; Sordariales; Sordariaceae
Exons: 4
Coding region: 63-2831 (922 amino acids)
Biological process (GO): regulation of DNA-templated transcription; DNA-templated transcription
Cellular component (GO): nucleus
Molecular function (GO): zinc ion binding; DNA binding; DNA-binding transcription factor activity, RNA polymerase II-specific
Source: RefSeq, a predicted model, not a curated record